Molecule: messenger RNA, 2320 nt
Organism: Dioscorea cayenensis subsp. rotundata (Guinea yam)
Lineage: Eukaryota; Viridiplantae; Streptophyta; Magnoliopsida; Dioscoreales; Dioscoreaceae
Exons: 3
Coding region: 124-2181 (685 amino acids)
Source: RefSeq, a predicted model, not a curated record
GACAGACAGACAGACAGAUAGGUCCCAUGCCCAAAGGAUCAUCUUUCUACAAGCUUUCUCAGAUAUAGAAGAGGAUAGAAGCUGUGUUCUGAGAAUUUUCCUGCAUUUUGAUUGUGGGAAGGUAUGGAAGCAGGGGAUUGUGUUCAGAACCAUGGGGUUGCUGUUGAUUUAGAGAAGAAGAGAGUGAAGUGCAACUACUGUGGGAAGGAGGUUCCUGGCUUCAAUCGUCUGAAGCACCACUUGGCUGCUGUUGGAACUGAUGUUUCACCAUGUGAUGUAGUGCCUGGUAAUGUUAAGGAGUGUUUGAGGACUGAAUUGCUCCAAAAGAAGAAGGAAAGGUUGAUGAAAGAAGUUGGAGAGUUGGUUCAUCCUGAACUUCCUUUGAGGAGGAAGUUUGUUCCUCUAACUAUUCAUGAAAAUGGGAGUGGAAGUGGAAGUGGAAGUGGAAGUGGGAGUGGAAGUGGAAGUGCUGCACAUCCCAGUCCAUCCCUGCUUAAUGAGUUUUUAAAGGGGAAAAGUGUAUUAAUGCCCAAAUUGGAGGACAACCUGAGUGACAAUGUGACUGAUUCCAGCAUGACUGAAGAUGGAAGAGAAUUUGUUAAGGAAGAAAUCAAGUCUGAAAUUGAGAUGCAUGCCGCAAGGUGUAUUGGAAUGUUCUUUUGUGAAAAUGGCAUUGAUCCUAGGUUGGUACAGUCUGCUACUUUUCAGACAAUGGUGAAUGCUAUCAGAGCUUGUGCAGGUGGGUAUAGGCUUCCAACUUCUGAUGAACUUGGUGGAUGGAUCCUUCAGGAAGAGAGAAGCCGAGUUCAACAAUACGUUGAUUGCAUUAAGAAUUCUUGGGCAGAGACUGGUUGUACCUUGCUGUUGGAUAGUUGGAUUGAUACCAGAGGCAGAAACCUUAUUGCUUUUCUAGUAGAUUGCCCAAAUGGCACUAUUUUCCUGAGAUCUGUUGAUGCAUCUGUUCUCAUUCAUGAUGUUGAUGCUUUAGUGUCACUACUUAGUAGCGUGAUCGAAGAAGUCGGUGCCAAGAACGUUGUUCAAGUUAUUUCAAAUGAUGCAUCACCUAAUAUGGAGGCUGCUCGUCACAGGAUUGAGAGUGCCUAUCGGAAUAUCUUUUGGGCAUUGUGUGCAGAUUGCUGCUUAAAUCUCAUAUUGGAGAAAAUUGCUAAUACUAGUCUUGCUUCGAAUGUAAUAGCUCAGGCCAAGAACAUAACAAGUUUUAUGUACAGCCAUGCACUACCUCUGGAGCUGAUGAGAAGGUUUAUAGGAAACAGAGACCUUGUGAAAACCACAAAUCUGAAGUCUGAGUCGGCAUUUCUGACACUACAAAAUCUGAUGUCCAAGAGAGAAAAUUUGAUUAGAAUGUUCAACUCACAAGCAUGGAACGAAUCUGUUUGGACUUCUCGGUACCAGGGGAAACUUGUAGCUGGUCUGGUCAAUAAUCAGAGCUUUUGGUCUGCUGUUAAUGAGGUUCUGAAGCUUACUCAACCAAUACUUCGUGUCUUGCGUGACAUCCAUAAGCGUGAUAAAGGUCCAGUGGGCUUCAUUUAUGAUGCUAUGGACAGGGCAAAGGAAGAAAUUAAAAGCAAUGUUGGUGAUGAAGAGGCUAAAUAUCUCCCUAUCUGGACUAUGAUUGAUGACAUUUGGAACGACUAUCUGCAUAGCCCUCUUCACGCAGCUGGUUAUUACUUGAAUCCAAGUCUCUUCUACUCAAAUGAUUUCUUCGUCGAUCAUGAGGUUACUACUGGACUUGUGACCUGCACCGUCAGAAUGACCAAUGGCCUAGCAAGUCAAGACUUGAUAGCUCACCAACUGCAUGCAUAUGGAACAGCAAGAGGUGCGUUUGCUGAUGAGAUUGCAGUUGCUCAGAGGAACAAAGUAUCACCCGCUCUCUGGUGGACACUUUUUGGAUGGCAAAGUCCAGAACUGCGGCAUUUAGCCAUCAGAAUCUUAAACCAGAGUUGCAGCGGUUCGGCAAGGUUCGGUCUUAGUAAGAAGGUGUCUGAGCUGGUGCAUGCAGGGGGAAGGAACUGCAUUGAGCAACAAAGGUGGUCUGAUGUAGAAUUUAUCAACAAUAAUAUCCAACUCCAUCAUUCUUCGACAGAUACAAACCUGCAAGACGGUAUCAGCUCAGACGAUGUUAACCCUUUGCAUGACUGGUUUGUUGGAGGAAGCUACUAAGUUAUGUCAAAUCCUUCAGUGUAGGUGAUGGAGAUAUCAGACAGCAGUUAAGUGAAGUGAAGUAAGAAAGGUGACUCUCUCUGACUUAAAUCAGCGGCAGCUUGCUCAUCUCUGCAAUUGUUGCAGAAGUUUUAGCUCA